CAUAGUUCAUCAUCCUCAUCAUCCCGGCGUUCUCCUGCUGUAUCACAUUCCUCUCGUACUCCUCCUCAUCCUACUUCCUUCCAUCCUUACUUACCACCGCACCAUUCACAUGGACAACUACCACAACACCAUCAGGGUAAAGUACACCAUUUAUCACAAUUCCAGCUUCAGUUUCUGCAAGAUCAAAAUAUGCCACCACCACCUCUACCACCACCACAGUCCCGCUCUCACCACAACCUAUCUCACCAAGACCAGUUCCACAACCAAGGCUUGCACAAAAAAUUCACCAACAAGAAUUCAAAGCAGAAACAUUCACGUUCUGCUUCCGAGAUCCCGCCUCCGCUGCCAGCCCGUAACCGAACUUUAUUAUCACAAAUAUCAGCCCCUAAUAUGGCUACCGGGUCUAUUGCCUCGAAUCUGAUACCGGGGUCUAUGGCUUCGAUCACAACGUCGGGGUCUAUGGCCCUUUUUAGCAAUGUCUCCGUCAGUGAGGCUAAUAAAGCAAAUAACAAUACACCAAGCGAAGCUGCGUCGAUAUCUGGCGACAUUGAAGCUGCUGGGAUAACAGCUCUGGACAACGCGGUCCUAUCGGAAGACAAGUCAGGCACACGAGACAGUAGUCAGAACCUAGGUUCCAGUCAGAACCCUAGUCCCAGACAGACGUCAGGUUCCAGUCAGAAUCCAGGUUCUUGUGAUGGUCAAAACCCAAUUCCAGACCUGGUCACUUUCACUACCACCACCACAAGCAACACUUCCUCCUCUUACACCUCUAAAGCUGGCAAGUCCAGCUCGUUUAAAACAUCUAAAGGCAGUUCGAGCUUGUCAGCGUCCCCGAGCUGCGUGUCCACCAUGUCUGCACCACCAAACUUGUGUCCUCCCCCACUCCCCCCUCGGCCUCCUAGUAUGGGAGGCGCUGCUAGAGAGGCCCAGCCUCUGGGGGGGCCUCAUAGCAUGACGUCUGAGAGUAGCAGCAUCAGCAGUGGUAGUGGCAGCGGUAAUGGCAGUGGUAGUGGCAGCGGUAAUGGCAGUGGCAGUGGCAGCGGUAAUGGCAGUGGCAGCAGUCGUCCAGCUUCCCAGCACUGCAGAGCAAAGAGCAGCCCUGAAGCCAUGUCUGCAGCUCAGCAGACUAGACAUGAAGCGUUCUCAGGUCACCUGAGCGGCUCAGACAGUCUGGGGGAUCUCGCCUCCUUGCACAGCAGCAACAGAUCCUCCAACAGAUCCUCCAGCCUCCACAGAUCCUCCAGCCGCGUAGCCUCCGCCCUCCUUGAGGAUGAUCCUCCCCCUGGCACCCCUCCUCCCCCAUAUGCCAAUAACUACAAUAACAACAAUAAUAAUAACAAUAAUAACGCCAAAACACAAGAGCAGCAAGAAGAAACUGACGAAACAACAGCUAAUCUAAGUUGUGGAAUAAGCACAAGUGGGUCAACCUCUGCGAUAAGUGGGUCAAUUCCUGCGCCUCUGGACGAAGCACAAGAUGACGAUGAGAAUUACUGCACAAUUCCUGACGAGCCAAGCUUCCCCAGCUGCGAUGCCCAAAGCUCUCUUCCAGUUUUCUCUUCAAACUCCGAACAAAAAAAUUCAUCUCCUGAAGAAAACCUCUCCCCCAGUUUACAAAAUCACACAUUCCACUUCGUGCCACCGAAAGCCAUGCCUCCACCUUUCACUGUCGCGAGUUCACCAUUUACUGUUGCGAAUCUAACCUCCACUAUCACCCAUACACCUUUCACCAUCGCCACUUCUGAUAGUGAAUUCUCGUCUUUCACAAACUCGGAUGUCGAACUUUUCCAGUCACUCUCCACCAACUCGGCCGCCACUCUUUCUUCUUCUUCAACGUGUAUCAACCCCCAGACUUCGUCCACUAUAACCCCUUCUUCUGUCACUGCUUCAUCUCUUAUGACCACUUCAUUAAUAACCUCCCCUCCGUUCGAUGUAUCAUCAUUCAUGACCUCUUCACUGGUCUCAUCAUCAUACAUGACCUCUUCAUUCAUGACCUCGUCCUUGAUGACCUCAAGUUCAGCAUCGUGUGAACUAACCAGCUCGCUGUUCAGGGCGCCCUAUAACAACUGUCAGUUAACAACAAGUCUGGGGCCGAGCUCGGAGGGCGGCGCCCCCUGGACCCAGACAGACAUCAUGAGCAUGGAGGAGGAGGGGGGCGACUUCCCCCCACUCGACGACCCUGAGCCCCAACCUAGCAACAGCGACCACGGGCCGUUCCAGUCGCUGAGCGAACUGUGCACGCAGCCCGCCUACCUCGCCGUCUUCCUUAACUUCAUCAUCUCGAACUGCUCUCCAGCCACUGCUUUUUUCUACCUGAUCUCGGAACUGUACAAAGAAGGGACAUUCAAAGACCUCAAGAAAUGGGCGUACGAAAUACAUUCCUCUUUUUUGCUACCAAGUGCGCCCAUGCAAGUAGAGUGUCCCGUAGACGACGCGCUGCUCGCUGAGAUUGAUGAGACACUCAACAGCGAACUCGACAAGGAGGAGACUCUACGCAAGGCCCCUACCACCGGCCCAUACCACCUGCCACUACCACCUGUCAUACCAUCUGCCAAACCACCUGCCCUACCACCGGCCCAUACCACCUGCCCUACCACCGGCCCAUACCACCUGCCCUACCACCGGCCCAUACCACCUGCCCUACCACCGGCCCAUACCACCUGCCCUACCACCGGCCCAUACCACCUGCCCUACCACCGGCCCAUACCACCUGCCCUACCACCGGCCCAUACCACCUGCCCUACCACCGGCCCAUACCACCUGCCCUACCACCGGCCCAUACCACCUGCCCUACCACCGGCCCAUACCACCUGCCCUACCACCGGCCCAUACCACCUGCCCUACCACCGGCCCAUACCACCUGCCCUACCACCGGCCCAUACCACCUGCCCUACCACCGGCCCAUACCACCUGCCCUACCACCGGCCCAUACCACCUGCCCUACCACCGGCCCAUACCACCUGCCCUACCACCGGCCCAUACCACCUGCCCUACCACCGGCCCAUACCACCUGCCCUACCACCGGCCCAUACCACCUGCCCUACCACCGGCCCAUACCACCUGCCCUACCACCGGCCCAUACCACCUGCCCUACCACCGGCCCAUACCACCUGCCCUACCACCGGCCCAUACCACCUGCCCUACCACCGGCCCAUACCACCUGCCCUACCACCGGCCCAUACCACCUGCCCUACCACCGGCCCAUACCACCUGCCCUACCACCGGCCCAUACCACCUGCCCUACCACCGGCCCAUACCACCUGCCCUACCACCGGCCCAUACCACCUGCCCUACCACCGGCCCAUACCACCUGCCCUACCACCGGCCCAUACCACCUGCCCUACCACCGGCCCAUACCACCUGCCCUACCACCGGCCCAUACCACCUGCCCUACCACCGGCCCAUACCACCUGCCCUACCACCGGCCCAUACCACCUGCCCUACCACCGGCCCAUACCACCUGCCCUACCACCGGCCCAUACCACCUGCCCUACCACCGGCCCAUACCACCUGCCCUACCACCGGCCCAUACCACCUGCCCUACCACCGGCCCAUACCACCUGCCCUACCACCGGCCCAUACCACCUGCCCUACCACCGGCCCAUACCACCUGCCCUACCACCGGCCCAUACCACCUGCCCUACCACCGGCCCAUACCACCUGCCCUACCACCGGCCCAUACCACCUGCCCUACCACCGGCCCAUACCACCUGCCCUACCACCGGCCCAUACCACCUGCCCUACCACCGGCCCAUACCCUCUGCCCUANGAGCUGGUGCUCACGUCCUUUCUUUAGAGCGUCAGGUGAGCAUCAGAGAGCGCGUUAAUUGUGAGGAGGGCACUCAGGACGACUAUGGCCUCAUGAUGGCCUCCUCCCUGGCCACGUUGCUAUGGAAAUGGUUCAACGUGCGCAGCCCCAAGACCCUGGCGCUCAUAGACCGAUGCCCGCUCUACGUCAGCAAGGAUAGACCGCUCAGGAGCAAGUUCUUCAAGGCUAACAAGAAGCAAAUCGUGAGGGAACAUUGCUUCAACCAAACCACCUUCACGGCGGUCACCUACUGCAACCACUGCCAGGACCUCGUCUGGGGCGUCGCCCCCCAGGGCUACCAGUGUGACAACUGCGAGAUGAAGAUCCACAAGCUGUGCGCACGGCUGGUAGACGAGCUGUGCGUAGGCCAGGUGCGCAAGAAGCCGCCGCGUGAGAAGAAAAUUCAUUCUUUCCUCGGCAAGAUUAUCCCUGAUGACAGGGAGACCAAGAGAAAGAGUUCCCAGCUCGGCUCUAACUUCCCCAUUUCUAGAUUCUACACUCUGCCUCUCCCUCACCACAAUACACACGCCUCCCGGACACUGGACAAGCGGCGGGGCACUAACGACGACGAGAACAUCAUGGCUGACCUGCUGAGCCAGCACCUCCCUGCCGACCUCACCGACGCCUCAGAUAAUCGCAUCUAA
Molecule: messenger RNA, 4449 nt
Organism: Hyalella azteca
Lineage: Eukaryota; Metazoa; Arthropoda; Malacostraca; Amphipoda; Hyalellidae
Exons: 15
Coding region: 190-4449 (1419 amino acids)
Biological process (GO): G protein-coupled receptor signaling pathway
Cellular component (GO): cytoplasm
Molecular function (GO): guanyl-nucleotide exchange factor activity; G protein-coupled receptor binding
Source: RefSeq, a predicted model, not a curated record